Molecule: messenger RNA, 1518 nt
Organism: Helianthus annuus (common sunflower)
Lineage: Eukaryota; Viridiplantae; Streptophyta; Magnoliopsida; Asterales; Asteraceae
Exons: 5
Coding region: 1-1518 (505 amino acids)
Source: RefSeq, a predicted model, not a curated record
AUGUCUCACAUUUGUAAAGGUUCAUCCGCAUCAAGUCCUGAUUUUCGUAACAUAAAUGUGAAUUCAAGAAAUCCUUUGUCUGAUAUAUCUAACGGUAUGUUCUUAAACAACACUGACAAAUCUGAAGCUGUUGAAAGAACAAAAGCUAGAAGAAUAUAUUCCAAUAGUAAAAGAUUCAAUACAACCUCAUCGCAGAGUCAAUCCACACUAAGUUAUUCAACCGAGAAUAAUAAAGAGAAUUUAAGUUCAUCCACAUCUCCCAUUGGUAUUCCAACAAACAUUACAAGCAACUCAGCAUCUACUUUAAGUCUUGACAUCAUACCUUCGUCAUCAUCUAGAAUUCCACCAAAUACUGUUCUCGCAUCAGACGAACCUUCAACAUUGACAAGAAUGUCAUCAGGAAAGUGUAAAUUAGUAAGAAAACGACGAAACUUAACACCUAUACCUAGUAUUGAUUUGACAACAGAUGAUGAUAACGAGGUUGCUGAUAUCAUAGAUCAACAUUUAAAAGGUGUUUCAAAAGUUUUGUUACCUGAUUUUAAGCAGCCUCCUGAAAUUUUGAAAGAUCUAUAUGUUGGCGUCAGUGCGAAGAGCAAAUUCUUUUUAAAAAACAUUCGGCGUUAUAAUUCUAUGUUCUCAUUUACAUCUAUGGGAGGAAGGAUUGACAAAACUAUCAACCGUGGAAAUGCACCUUAUGUCUUUCGAUUAAGUGGUCAAAAUUAUCAUACUAUUGGGAGUCUAUUACCUGAUGAUGGAAAUGAGCCAAAAUUCAGCCAGUUGUAUAUAUAUGACACAGAUAAUGAAAUAUUUAAUCGACAAAAUGCUGUUGGGGGCUCAAACACUUCUUUUACAAUAACUGAGUCAGCUUUUGAUGUUCAGAUCAUUGAAGAACUUACACUUAUGUUAGACACUAACAACGCUUUGGUUAAAAGUUAUAGACAAGCUAGAAACUGUUUAAAUGAAUACCCUUACAUCGACUUGAAGCUUUGUCUUAUUGGUAAAAGAUCCAAAGAUGGUAGGACAUAUAACCUUCCUGAAGCUUCUGAAGUUGCUGCAUUAGUUAUUGGAGAUCUGACUCAAGCUGUUGAGAAUCGUGAUAUAGUAGUGAAAAGAAUAUCUGGUCGGAUUGAGCGCAUAAGCGAAUUACAUCCUUCUUAUCUUUCUUUACAAUACCCUCUUCUAUUUCCAUAUGGAGAAGAUAUGUACAGGGUUGACAUUCUUCAUAGAGGUCUCAAUCCAGACACGAACAACAAACGUCCAAUGUGUACUAUGUGUGAGUUCUUUACUUAUAGAUUACAAGAUCGUGUUGAUGCUUACAACAAACGUCCAAUGUGUACUAUGCGUGAGUUUUCUGUUAUUCAUAAUGCAAAAAGACUUUUCCAACAAUUUGUUGUUGAUGCUUACACUAUGAUCGAGAGUGAAAGGUUGUUUUACAUACGGCGACAACAAACGCAUUUGAGGUCAGAAACUGUUCAGAAUAUACAAAAUGCAAAUAAUGAUGGAAAAAAAGAUAUGUAA